Molecule: messenger RNA, 3118 nt
Organism: Tarenaya hassleriana
Lineage: Eukaryota; Viridiplantae; Streptophyta; Magnoliopsida; Brassicales; Cleomaceae
Exons: 4
Coding region: 533-2869 (778 amino acids)
Biological process (GO): regulation of transcription by RNA polymerase II
Cellular component (GO): piccolo histone acetyltransferase complex
Source: RefSeq, a predicted model, not a curated record
AUCAUAAACCCUAGCCCCCCUUUCUCUCCUUGUUCCCUCGCUUCGUGUCAAAACGAGAAUUUCGUUUCACCCGCCGAUCUUCUUCUUCUUCAUCUUUUCUGUGGCUACCUACUUGUAAAAGUUGCAGUCUUGAAACAGAUCUCGUUCUUCUCAAACGGGUUCUUUGCCUUUUUUCUUCGAUCUCUUGAUAUCUCGUUGAUUUUUGUUAUUUAUUUUCUUCUGCAUCUUGUUAAUAGUUUGAUCUGUGACUGAAUCGGGUGAAGUUUGUUUCCGUUACUGUAAUCGUUGUUUAAUCCCUUUUCCCGGGAAAUCAAAGAGAGGUUCUUUAUUUUAUCCAUCUUGUCGGGAUCAGACAGGGUAUCUGACCGAAUCCUAAACAUGCUGGGGUAGUUUAUAUAGGUUAGUGCUCAGAUCGGGUGUGGCGUUUCGACAGAGACAAAUACCAAGCGAACACGGAGCGAUUCAGUCCAGUAGUGGCGUCUCCAGUGGCGAGUGUCGAGUGGUCUGGUCACCGCGUAAAAGCAAAGGCUCGAUGCCGUCUGUGGGGAUGAGACGAACGACGAGGGUUUUCGGGGUGGUCAAGGCUGCAGACGGAGCCCGUGUCCUUCGGUCCGGUCGCCGUCUCUGGCCCAAUUCCGGCGAGCCAAAGGUCAAGCGAGCUCAUGAUGUCGACGAGCAAGUUUGGGAUUCUCUCCUGAAAGACCAUGGCAAGAGCAAAGGGAACAAAACCUCCGGAAGCAGCAGGACCGGGAACAAGCCCUGUAGUCCGAAGGUGAAUUCCGGUGAAAAAGCCGAGAAAGAAGAUGACUUUCGGGUUAAAAGACAGAGAAAAACGAAAACUGUGGAUGCCCACGAUGAAAAACCUGUGGAUAAGAUGUUCGGGAUUGUUUAUAGUAGAAAAAGGAAGAGACUGUGUCCCAAAACAAGUGGUUCUCCGGACAAAUCAGAUGAGACAUUGCGCAGGCUGAAGUUUUAUUGCAGGCGAAGAAGAGUCUCGGAGCGGGUUUCGGGUAGUCGGGCCCUGCUUACACUUGUGGUUGAUUGGUCAUAUCGUGAUUGCUGGUUUUCAAGUGUUUUCGGGUUGGUGAUAAGGUACUUGAGGAGUGAGAAACUGAGGUUGUCUGCUCUGAUUGCUUUUUUCAUGUCUCAGCCAAUCAAUAACGUCUAUGCGGAUCACGGCAUCAAAUUCUUGCUGGAUCCUCCCGAUAGCCCCAACGGGAUUUGCAAGUUUUUCGGGGCCGUGGAUUCUCUGCCCCUUUUUUCGGUUGAUUUUGCUGCUGUUCCUCCAUGUUUCAUGGAUAUGAAUAUCACCCUGGUUCUCAGAAUGAUCCGUCCUUCCUUUAUUUUCGUAAAGAAAUACUUAUUUUUACUUGAAAAUGGUGAAAACCAGCCAGUGGAAGAAUCAGAUACAGAUGUUGAAGAAGUUAUAACUCGAGCAUGUAAUUCAAGGGAUGAGAGUGUAUUAGGUUUACACCCAUCAACGAGAGCCUCCAAGUUAAGUGGAGGGAAUGCUCAAUAUAGGGGAGGCCUAGGAUCUCAUAGUUUCCAGAAGAGAAGAAGCUCCUUCAGGAGGAGAAGAGCGAGAAAUCUUUCACAUGGUCCACACAAGUCAUACAACGGGGUCUCGUUUUCGGAUUUAACAGGAAGUAGGAAAAACGGGACAACCUUUUCGUCUACUGUGUCUCCAAGGAAACUUAGAAGCUCGAUGAUGAACAAGUCAGCUCUACAAUCAAGUGAGGUUAGUUCUCCAAAGGCUAGAACGAAACAGGAAUUGGAUUCUCUAUGUUGUUCCGCAAAUAUUCUUGUCAUCGAUCCAGACAGAUGCAUGAGGGAAGGAGGAUUUGAAGUCAUGUUGGAGUUAUCGCCAUCGAAGGAGUGGCAUGUUGUUAUUAAGAAAGACGGGACGAUUAGAUACACCCAAAAGGCACAAAAGAUGAUGAGACCUUGUUCAUCCAGCCGCUUUACACAUUCUAUAAUAUGGGCUGGGGAUGAUAAUUGGAAGCUUGAGUUUUGCGAUCGGCAAGAUUGGCUUGCUUUCAAAGAUAUUUAUAAAGAGUGCUAUGAACGGAACGUUUUGGAACCUAAUAUGAAAGUCAUUCCUAUUCCUGGGGUGCGAGAGGUUCCUGGGUUUCUGGCGGAUACCGAAAAUCACUGCUCCUUUUCUAGGCCAGUUUCAUAUAUAUCGGUGAAAGAAGAUGAGGUAUCAAGGGCCUUGGCUAGGAGUAGUGCUACCUAUGACUUUGAUUCUGAAGAUGAAGAGUGGCUAAAGAAUCAUAACGGGCAACUGCUCGUUGGAGAUAAGGACUCUCAACAACUUCAGCUGGAUACUUUUGAAAUGAUGAUUGAUGGAUUUGAGAAGGCGUGUUUCCGCAUCCCGUGCGAUGAUCUCUUGGAUGAGAAGGCAACAACUGCUGGUCUUUCUCACCUGGGUAAGCAAGAAGUGUUAGAAGCGGUAUACAGUUACUGGGCAAGAAAAAGGAAGCAAAGAAAAGCACCACUCCUUAGGGUUUUCCAGGGUCAACAAGUGAAGAAAACUCCCCUGCUUUCAAAACCUGUCUUUCGCAAGAGAAGAUCCUUCAAAAGGCAAGGAAGCCAACUCCAUGCAAAAGCCAAACAACUAAAUCCUUUGCAAGUGAAGGUACCCGAACAAGACAAUUCAGAGGAAGAGAAUGCACUUGCCAGAGAGGAGGAAGCGAAAGCUUUAGCAGAGACGACCAUGGAGAUUGCCAUCACCAAGCGGCAAAGAGCACAAGCUCACGCUGAAAACGCAGACUUGGCCGUGUACAAAGCCAUGAUGGCUCUCAGGAUAGCAGAAGCCAUCCGGGUGGCGGAAUCAAGUGAAGUGGCCGCUACCCUCUUCUUGAACUGAGAUCCUGAAAGUGAAAUAACCGGCCGAGAUGCUGCUUGUGGAUGUUUAGGAUCGGUCUCUGUUGAAGCUUGAAUCUUUUUUUUUGUAUAGGACGGGAUUGUACAUCGGUUUAGAUCUUAGCUUAGCUUUUGUUUUCGUGUUCAUAUAUUAACCUCACCUCAUCUGAUGUACCCAUGAGAUACUCUUUUUCUCGUUUUUUUUAUGGGACGAUGAAGAAUGGGCAAAAAAUAUCUGAUGGGAUACCAAAAA